Drosophila ficusphila is the source of this 438-nucleotide messenger RNA. RefSeq lists its product as uncharacterized. Lineage: Eukaryota; Metazoa; Arthropoda; Insecta; Diptera; Drosophilidae. The coding region runs from base 27 to 380 and encodes 117 amino acids. The transcript is spliced from 2 exons. The record is from RefSeq and is a predicted model, not a curated record.
CGUCAUUGCGAAAUAGUUAUCAAAAAAUGAAAUAUCCGACAAUUAUUUUGUUAGUUGUGGCCGCAUACGUUUUGCCAACGUUUGCAGGUAACGACUACCUUUGGGGCGAAAUCGGGCCGAAUGACUACAAACUGGCCAAGGAUACGGUUUCAAAGGCGUUUUUUGUGGGCCUCGUUCAGACCAAAAAAUACGUAUUCAAGCAGUCCGAUAACCUUAAUGCCUUAACGAUUACGGCCAUUCAAGUCACCGACAAGAAGAAGAGCCAUGGAGCAACUGCCGUGCUCGUAAGUGGAGGUCCUGGAUCCAAAGGAGCCACCAUUAAGUUCACAUCCGAGAGAGGGUAUGCAAUCAAGGACGUAGUGGAAAUUUGGGGUCGUUGAUUUGUUCAAAACAAUUACACUUCCUCCGUGAAUAAUGAAAUGCAAUGCAAUGAACAAA